Lottia gigantea (owl limpet) is the source of this 150-nucleotide messenger RNA. RefSeq lists its product as hypothetical. NCBI's taxonomy places the organism in Eukaryota, Metazoa, Mollusca, Gastropoda, Lottiidae. The record is from RefSeq and is a predicted model, not a curated record. The transcript has a single exon. The annotation marks the transcript as partial.
GUGAAGUGCUCUGUUGAAUCAUUGUGCAGUGCUCUGUUGAAUCAUUGUGCAGUGCUCUGUUUAAUUGCUGUGCAGUGCUCUGUUGAAUCACUGUGCAGUACUCUGUUGAAUCACUGCAUGACUUUGUUGAAUUGUUGUGCAUGGCUCUGA